UUGGGAACCUUUCCAAGGCCACCUGUCCUGCAUGCCCAUCUCCCUUAACAGAUUGUGCACCCUUAAUAACAAGCACUGUAUCUUUAUUGGACAUCUUUAUUUUUUGCAGAGCAUGUUGCAGAGUUCUUGGCCUUUAGUAGUUACUUCUUCUUAACCCAUUAAUAAUGAAUUAAAAGGUUUUUCUAGCAAGAGUGAUAGCAAAGACUAAAAGAAGUUCUAUUAUUUUCUGAGAAGUAAUAAAACAUAAAAUCGGGCAAAUUCCAUUUAAAAAAAACUUUCAAGGUUUCUAUAGAACCUGCAAACUUUCCUGCAAAGAAAAUGGAAAUGCUGAAAGGUAGAAGGCAAUUUUACUUUAUAUUUUUAGCAUCUCAAUGACAUUUCACUCAUAUAAAUACUGCCAUGAAGUUAGUUGAAAUUCCUGCUGUAUUCACUUGUUACCUGUAUUUUUUUUUUAGUAAUCAAGUUGAAGAAGCAUUUCCACUACUUAAAAAGAUAUUUGCAAAAUACCUCGAUAUUUGUUCAGCUAUCCCAAUGGGAUAUUCACUUAGUAAAUCUGCUACUCAGGUUUCUGCCAUGCCUACAGAUUCAAAAGGAAACAAUCACGUGAUUCAAAGGUCUGAGAAAAGCAGGUUGGAACCAGUUACUCAAUUAUUUCAAAACACCAAGAAAAUAAGAUUAGAAGACAUAAACCAAGAAAACUUCAUAAGAAUUAAAAGGACUGGCACAGAAUCUCUUUCAGAGAAAGCUGUGGGCUCGAUGGUGUAUGUUAUGGAAAGUGAUGGAAUACAAGUGACAGAUGUGGAAUAA
Molecule: messenger RNA, 807 nt
Organism: Nycticebus coucang (slow loris)
Lineage: Eukaryota; Metazoa; Chordata; Mammalia; Primates; Lorisidae
Gene: C4H2orf15
Product: chromosome 4 C2orf15 homolog
Exons: 1
Coding region: 400-807 (135 amino acids)
Source: RefSeq, a predicted model, not a curated record